Endocarpon pusillum Z07020 is the source of this 360-nucleotide messenger RNA. RefSeq lists its product as uncharacterized. The transcript has a single exon. NCBI's taxonomy places the organism in Eukaryota, Fungi, Ascomycota, Eurotiomycetes, Verrucariales, Verrucariaceae. The record is from RefSeq and is a predicted model, not a curated record. The coding region runs from base 1 to 360 and encodes 119 amino acids.
AUGCCCGAUCAAGUCAUCAGGACCAUCGAGAUGAGUGCCCAUGUCUUGUACGAGAAACUCUUCAGCACCAGUGUAGAAACCGUGAGACUCGCCAAUCCUUCUCCCCCUCUAUCAACCACCUACCCACGAUUCCUUCCUCGUCCCAAUCUGUCUGCACCGCCUAUCGAAGAUCUCAGAGGAAACACACCCCCUCCCAGAAAGCCAGCUGCGACAUCCCCCGCAGCUUCUCCGCCUCCUACCGUGACGCCGCACGCGAAAAUACUUACGCUCCAGGCUGAUCGGCCGGCCCGCGCGGAUCUUCCGCUCCCAAACCUGCGAAACAAAACUCGACGGCGUCCCGGCUUCUUCGUCGCCUACUAG